AUGGACGGCAACCCAUCAACCCCACCGCGGCGCUCAGCUCUCGUCCUCUAUGGCUCCGAAACGGGCAAUUCGCAAGAAGUCGCCGAGGAGCUGGGGGCGCUAGCGGAGAGGUUGCAUUUCCAUACGCAUGUUGGGGAGAUGAAUGAGUAUAGGCCGGAGGUCUUGAAAUCGCAUACGCUCGUUAUAUUCGUUGUCGCGACGACAGGACAGGGUGACUUCCCGGCGAAUGCAAGGUCGUUUUGGCGGUCAUUGUUGUUGAAGAGGCUUCCGGGGGAUUUUCUGGAUGGGGUUCAGUUUGCGUCGUUUGGGUUGGGGGAUAGUUCUUAUCCGAAGUUCAAUUGGGCGGCGCGCAAACUGCAUAAGAGGCUGUUACAGCUGGGUGCGAAUGAGAUAUAUGAUGCUGGGGAGGCGGAUCAGCAGCAUCCCGAGGGGCUCGAAGGGACGUUUAUUCCAUGGUUGACAGGUCUGCGUACACAUUUGCUCGAGACGUAUCCGCUGCCUGAGGGGCUGGAGCCGAUACCGGAUGAUGUUCAAUUGCCGCCGAAGUGGAUUCUGAAGCUCCAGGAGGGGAAUGCGGCGACAGCACAGGAAGGACAUGCAGUUCCUGGGACACAUGAGAACCUGCCCGCGCCUGAAGAGAACCCGAAGGAGAAUAAGCGAUUGACUCCGCAGAAGCAUUGGCAGGACGUGCGACAUGUAUCCCUUACGGUCCCUGAACAUACGUCCUACGUCCCUGGGGAUAUGUUAUGCAUUACCCCCAAGAACUUCUCUGCCGACGUGGAUGCUCUGAUCCAAAUGAUGGGUUGGGAGGAUAAAGCUGAUCAGCUCAUCUGCUUGGUUCCUAAUAGCCAUAUCCCCGCUGAUGAUCUCCCUUUGCCACCUAUUCGGGGUCUCGACUCCUACCCGCAGUUGACACUACGGGCACUUCUUACGGACUAUCUCGAUAUUCAGGCUAUCCCGCGUCGGUCCUUCUUUGCGGAGAUUGCGCAUUACACGAAUGAUGAGAUGCACAAGGAACGUCUACUAGAGUUCACAUAUACCAGUCCCGAGUAUCUUGACGAGCUCUGGGAUUAUACUACCCGUCCGAGACGAAGUAUUCUGGAAGUCUUGCAUGAGUUUGACACGGUCAAGGUGCCGUGGCAGCAUGCUAUUUCGGUGUUUCCCGUUCUUAAGGGGAGACAAUUCAGCAUUGCUAGUGGGGGCGAGUUGAAGAGGGGCCCUGAGGGCGGCACCAAGUUUGAACUGAUGAUUGCCAUUGUUAAGUACCAGACCGUCAUCAAGAAGAUCAGACAGGGUGUAUGUACACGGUAUAUAUCUGCGCUUCGACCCGGAAGCACUUUGAAGGUACAACUGCAGCGCGGUGGACUCAAUUCCUCCGUCAACCAGCUAGUUGGUCCAACCGUCCUGGUCGGCCCCGGCACCGGUCUGGCACCGCUGCGAUCUAUGCUCUGGGAAAAAGCAGCAAUUAUCAAGGCAUAUCAGGAGGAAAACCCCGGGGUUGAGCUCGGCAUCGGACCUACGCUUCUUCUCUACGGCGGUCGCAACCGCGAGGCAGAUUUCUUCUUCGAAGAUGAAUGGCAGCAGCUCGGCCAGUUGACCAAGUUGAAUGUACUCACUGCAUUCUCUCGAGAUCAGAAACAAAAGGUCUACGUGCAAGAUGUGAUCCGGCAGAACUAUGCGCUGCUGUUUAAGCUGCUGCAUGACAUGGCGGGGUCGGUGUAUAUCUGCGGUUCCUCCGGACAGAUGCCCAAGGCAGUAAGGGAGGCGCUGACAGAAGCAUUCCAGCACGGCGCAGAGGUGGAAACCGAUCGAUUCAACGAACAAGGGGCCGAGCAGUAUCUGCUUGGCAUGGAGAAGACGGGACGGUAUAAGCAGGAAACUUGGUGA
Molecule: messenger RNA, 1887 nt
Organism: Aspergillus niger
Lineage: Eukaryota; Fungi; Ascomycota; Eurotiomycetes; Eurotiales; Aspergillaceae
Exons: 5
Coding region: 1-1887 (628 amino acids)
Cellular component (GO): cytosol
Molecular function (GO): flavin adenine dinucleotide binding; FMN binding; NADPH-hemoprotein reductase activity
Source: RefSeq, a predicted model, not a curated record